GAGGUCGCCCCGCCCCCCGCCGUUGGUUGCGCGGGGCCGGGCGUGCGGCGCUUGUGCUGUCAUUCCGGCGGGUAGAGGACACGGGCAAGAUGGCGGCGGUGGCGGCCGGUGUGGUGCGGGGGCCCUGGCGGCAGGUGUCUGCACUGGUGAAGAGGCGUUUCCACCGCUCGGCGCCCGCCGCGCUGCAGUUGACAGUUCGUGAAGCUAUUAAUCAGGGUAUGGAUGAAGAACUAGAAAGAGAUGAAAAGGUGUUUCUGCUUGGGGAAGAAGUUGCCCAGUAUGAUGGUGCAUAUAAGGUUAGCAGAGGCCUAUGGAAGAAGUACGGUGACAAGAGGAUCAUAGAUACCCCCAUAUCAGAGAUGGGCUUUGCUGGAAUCGCUGUUGGUGCAGCUAUGGCUGGGCUGCGGCCCAUCUGUGAAUUCAUGACCUUCAACUUCUCUAUGCAAGCCAUUGACCAGGUUAUAAACUCAGCUGCUAAGACUUACUACAUGUCUGCCGGCCUCCAGCCUGUGCCCAUAGUAUUCAGGGGGCCAAAUGGUGCCUCAGCAGGGGUAGCUGCUCAGCACUCACAGUGCUUUGCUGCGUGGUAUGGGCACUGCCCAGGUUUAAAAGUGGUCAGCCCCUGGAAUUCCGAGGAUGCCAAAGGACUCAUUAAAUCGGCCAUUCGUGACGAUAAUCCAGUGGUGAUGCUAGAGAAUGAACUAAUGUAUGGAGUUGCAUUUGAACUUCCUACAGAAGCUCAGUCAAAAGAUUUUCUCAUUCCUAUUGGAAAAGCCAAAAUUGAAAGGCAAGGGACCCACAUCACUGUAGUUUCCCAUUCAAGACCAGUGGGCCACUGCCUAGAAGCUGCAGCAGUAUUGUCCAAGGAAGGGAUUGAAUGUGAGGUAAUAAAUAUGCGUACUAUCAGACCAAUGGACAUGGAAGCCAUAGAAGCCAGUGUCAUGAAGACAAAUCACCUUGUAACUGUGGAAGGAGGCUGGCCCCAAUUUGGAGUGGGAGCUGAGAUCUGUGCCAGAAUCAUGGAAGGCCCUGCAUUCAAUUUCCUUGAUGCUCCUGCUGUUCGUGUCACUGGUGCUGAUGUCCCUAUGCCUUAUGCAAAGAUCCUAGAAGACAACUCCAUACCUCAGGUCAAAGACAUCAUAUUUGCAAUAAAGAAGACACUGAAUGUCUAAUUUGGACUUUGAAUAGCAAGUCAUUGAAAUUUAUUUAAAAUUGUUACUGGGACUUCAUCUGAUGUGUACUGAGAAACAUUUCCUGGUUAUAGUUAGUGCUACCACAGCAGCAGGUGUCUGCACUGCUAAGUUUAAAUAUGCUUAUGCGCGGAAAACUCCACUCCCCACCCUAGAUGCUAUACUUUUUGUCUGUUACGGUUGGCCUAGUCUUUGAAUAAGAUUAAUAUUUAUUUUUUCCCUCUCUCACUACAAGGGGCAAGAGUCCUGAUGAAAGAUAUGUAACAGUUCUGGCUAUCUGGGUACUCACUGUGUAGACCAGGCUGGCCUCAAACACCAGAGAUCUGCUUGCCUCUGCCUCCCGAAUGUUACGAUUAAAGGCGUGCGCUGACACCACUGUUGUAACCCAGGCACACCUGGCCCCGCCUCUCACCCACUUGCACACGGCCGGUGUAUGGACCCUGGGUUUUAAAAGAAAGGCCCCGCCUACUUCCAUUCUCUGUCCCUCUUUCCUGCUGUCUCCCUCUUCUCUUCUGUCCUCUGCCUCUUUACCUCCCCCCAUCCUUCCCUUUCUAAUAAAACUUCUCACUGA
Molecule: messenger RNA, 1761 nt
Organism: Mesocricetus auratus (golden hamster)
Lineage: Eukaryota; Metazoa; Chordata; Mammalia; Rodentia; Cricetidae
Gene: Pdhb
Product: pyruvate dehydrogenase E1 subunit beta
Exons: 10
Coding region: 90-1172 (360 amino acids)
Biological process (GO): pyruvate decarboxylation to acetyl-CoA
Molecular function (GO): pyruvate dehydrogenase (acetyl-transferring) activity
Source: RefSeq, a predicted model, not a curated record